CCUUGUCCCAGUUGUUUGUUAACCAACUGAAAACCAGCAUGUGAAACAGGGAGGGACACGGUGAGCAGAGGAAAUGAAGAGAAUGAGAGAACACUGCGAUCUUCAGUGCACACUUAAGCGAGUGCGAGGUACGUUGUUCUGGGUCUCCUUGCUUUCACUAUUCGUACUGAUUUCUGUGAAGCCGUUGUCUGUCUGUUUCAACUUCAGUUAUUUUCGACCGGGGGAUUGAUGUUGUCGAACCAGAAAAAGCGUUUCGAGCGAUGCUUUAUUAGUGGGUUGUUUCCCAGAUAUCAGUUUUCGGGCUUUGAGUUAAUGGGUUUUCACCAGAUUGUUCAAUUUAUAAACUACUCUAUGGUCGAGCUUGGAGAAAGAUAGCUGUGUAAAAGUUGCAGCAUUUGAUUAAAUUCAGCUUCAAGAUUAUCUGUCUCCCUUCAAUUUUGACAAAAUUGAGGUAGCACGCUUGGUUCUCUAAGGGGAAGGAAAGUCCAUUCUUCUUCUCCACAUUUUCAGAUAGAUAGUUCUAAAAUGGGCUCGCUAGAGGAGGAGCCGACACCCCAAACAAAUCACAGUAAGCCUCCUGCAGUUCGACUGAUAGAGUACAUAAAGAACUCGACCAUCUCCUUCAGAACAUAUCAAGCCAUUGUCCUAAUUUUGACAUUUUUCGCAUAUACGAGCUAUCAUGCCGCCCGGAAGACCACCAGCAUCGUUAAAAGCGCCCUCGAUCCCGAGUCAUCAAAACUUGGGUUCAGCUUAUCGCCAUGGCCUGGAAACCACUUCCAUACAAGGACUGAAAGCAACCAAGUAUCAAGUGCUCUCGGGAAUGGGUGGGCGCCUUUUAAUGGAACAGAUGGAACUGUUUUGCUAGGGGAUCUCGACCUGGCUUUCCUCGGAGUUUACUCCAUGGGAAUGUACUUUGCUGGUCAUUUAGGAGAUCGAUUGGAUUUAAGGAUCUUCUUGACAGUGGGAAUGGUGGGGACUGGCGUUUUCACUUCGCUCUUUGGGGUUGGGUACUGGUUUAACAUCCAUAACUUCUACUACUUCUUGAUAGUUCAGAUGUUUGCUGGUCUUUUCCAGUCGACCGGAUGGCCUUCCGUCGUUGCCGUCGUUGGGAAUUGGUUCGGGAAGAAAAAACGGGGGCUGAUUAUGGGAAUUUGGAAUGCCCACACAUCUGUAGGCAAUAUUUCAGGAUCUCUUAUUGCGUCAGCUUUACUGAAGUAUGGAUGGGGUUGGUCAUUUGCUGUUCCCAGUCUUCUAAUUGCUUUUGUGGGGUCGGUGGUGUUCCUCUUGCUGCCUGUGAGUCCAGAGUCUGUGGGAGUCGAGAUUGAAGUGGAUGAACUGCAACCUCCCAAGAAGAUUAAUGACGAGGAAAUAAUAGAACCUCUGUUGGGAUCAGAGAAAGAGAUUCAAAAGGAACAAGCUGUGGGGUUCAUUGAGGCAUGGAAGAUUCCUGGGGUUGCUCCCUUUGCUCUUUGCCUGUUCUUCGCCAAGUUGGUGGCUUAUACAUUUCUCUAUUGGCUCCCGUUCUACAUUAGCCACACAGCAAUCGAUGGCAAGUAUCUUUCCGAUGAGACAGCAGGGAAUCUAUCUACUGUAUUUGAUAUAGGAGGUGUCCUUGGUGGGAUACUCGCAGGCCACAUUUCGGACCAUCUUGAUGCCAGAGCCAUAACUGCAGCAAGCUUCAUGUAUUGUGCAAUCCCAGCUCUUUUCUUCUACCGGUGCUAUGGCCAUAUCUCCUUGUAUAUGAAUAUAAUCCUCAUGUUUAUUGCCGGGAUGUUCGUCAAUGGGCCGUAUGCCCUUAUAACAACUGCAGUAUCAGCAGAUUUAGGCACACACAGCUCGUUGAAUGGGAAUUCACGGGCAUUAGCAACAGUAACGGCAAUCAUAGAUGGGACGGGCUCCGUGGGAGCUGCAAUUGGGCCCUUGCUGACAGGUUACAUUUCCGCAAAAAGCUGGAGUGCAGUGUUCACCAUGUUGAUGAUGGCAGCCCUUGUGGCAGGGCUGCUUCUCACUCAGCUAGUGGUGGCGGAGGUGAAAGCGAAGAUUGAGACUGCGAGGUCUCGAGGUGAUCACCCAUCUACAACACCAGCGAUAGUCGAGGUGUAAUUUAUCUGGGGGGAUAAACUGUAAAGAAUGUGUAGCUCUGUUUCAGAGCCCCCCGUACGUGAUGAGAUGAAAUGGAGCAUAUCCUCUCCUUUAAAUUAAAAGAGACAAGGGAGGAUGUUGUUCCUUCAUUACUUUCGGGUUGAAGUUGGGAAGGAAAUAGGGUUGCUUUGGUUUUCCCUUCUGUACAGUUGGUUGUCUUUCUACCAAAUCCAAAAUGAAUGGCUUGUUUGUUGUAGCCAGAAAUGUUGAGCAUGUUUGGCUUCUCUCUCAUUUCUUUCA
This is a messenger RNA of Nelumbo nucifera (sacred lotus), 2382 nucleotides long. RefSeq names its product putative glycerol-3-phosphate transporter 1. Lineage: Eukaryota; Viridiplantae; Streptophyta; Magnoliopsida; Proteales; Nelumbonaceae. Gene Ontology annotation, biological process: phosphate ion homeostasis; transmembrane transport. The record is from RefSeq and is a predicted model, not a curated record. Gene Ontology annotation, cellular component: membrane. Gene Ontology annotation, molecular function: transmembrane transporter activity.